Messenger RNA from Colletotrichum graminicola M1.001, 2832 nucleotides. RefSeq lists its product as uncharacterized. The coding region runs from base 1 to 2832 and encodes 943 amino acids. The record is from RefSeq and is a predicted model, not a curated record. Lineage: Eukaryota; Fungi; Ascomycota; Sordariomycetes; Glomerellales; Glomerellaceae. The transcript has 3 exons.
AUGGGUUCCUGGGGUGAGCAGACGUCGCGAAGGACAGACCGAAUGCCUACCAUGCGCGCCCAAGUCAACACAAACAAACAGUCAAACCCCUACACUGCAGAUGAUUUGGUCAAAAAUGCAAUGAUGGUAGGUGUUCGAAUUUACCCUGCCCAAAUCUUAGAGCUUCUUGUGCCUGACAAUGGAAAGAACGACCUUGGUACUAUCCGCAUAAACGAGUUGCCACUCGACGACACUCCCAACUCGCGAUACAUUCCACAGCGGCCUCGUCAACCGCCUGCCGUUACCGAGAACAGCGAGGCUCUGGAUGGUUACCGCGCAAUGGCGGAGAAGGGGAUUGACGACGCCGAAGCUAUGGCUGUUAGAGAUCUAGAUGAUCUGGGCGGACCUAGCGUUCAUCGACCCACCGCAGGCCGAGUGAAGAACUUCAUGGCCGAAGUUCGUUGUCCCACCACAAGCUUUCAGGGAAUGAAGACGAGCCGGAACGGUAUUCUGCUUCCUCCCGGCGUUGCGGUUCAUCGAUUCGACCCGGAUAAUUCUCCUACGGUCUCGAGAAAUCCAGUCGCAGUUGCCAGCCCACAAUCUGGUAACGCUGCGGUAGCGCAAGCAUCCAAGAAGUCCUUGCCUCCUCAUCUGAGGAUGAAGAAGAAAAUGGAGACUGUCUUGCCCAGCAAACCUGGUCCUGAGAAUGGAAGAUCUGUGGAAGCCACCAAGCCAGUCACGACGGAUAUCUCUACAGCUUCUCAAACUGGAGAAAUCGCAGUAUCCCUUCCAACACCCGUGACAACCAAGGAGCUUCUCAAGGACCAGAGUGUCGAAACCGGGUCCAAAAACAUUCAAUUUUCUGUCACUCAUGUCAACACCGUCAAGGAUGACCACGCUUCUCAGAGAAUUGGCUCAAAGGACGACGAAGUCGUGAUCUUUUGGACUGGUUCAUGCAUGACUUGGGUCCCUGAGAAGGGGAAGGAUCACAUGGUCAUGAUCGAUCUUAAAGUCAUCAACGCCGCAGUGGGCACCGAGGGACAAUCUCUUUUUGUCAUGACACUCCCCGAGGUGUUCGUCAAGAAGCACAAUAUGAGCUUCUACACCCUCGAAAUCACGAAGGGUAACCUUUGUGUUGUCAAAUUCGUCAACCAUGGCAAUGGUAGGGAAGAGGGUCGUUACCGACUGAAAUUCCAAGACGAGAUGACAGCCACAAACUUUCAGGACCGGGCAGCAGUGCUACAGAGAGUCAUGGGCUACCUCAGCGAUGUAGCUGCUGCUAACAAUGAUAUGGGAGUUGAAGUCGUCCCUGUCGCCGAGCAGAACGCGACUCCAGAGUCAAAGGCGGUGAUCGAGAAAAUGGGAUCGUCAGCAAAAGACGACGAAAACGCUCCCAAGGAAUCAGAAAUCAGUACGGAUGUCAUCACAGAUGCCUUUAACAAUCUUUCUCUCAACAAGGUCAAGGACGCCGAUAUGUACAAGGCCAAUCGACAGCGUGUAAGCUACAGUGCUGAGGAGUUGUUGGAGCAGCGUGCUUCUGCCCGGACUCCUCUUGGUAUCACCGACGUCAAGAUACCUCUGAACCGACAUGGAAAAGAGCCGAAAAAUACGUCAUCGACUACUCAAGACGUCCUCGAGCAGGACCGCCAAUCAAAGAAAUCGCCCACCGUGCAUGAAAGCGCCAAACUGAAGGACUGGAUUACAGGCAAACGGCCUCAACCUAAGACCGGAGGAAGCUUUCAUAUCUCAAUGCCUGGCUUGUCUGAGGCAGUCCAGUACCAGAAGGCAGCUGCCGCCACUACCAAAUCUUCAGCUCAGGUAGGCAAAGGGUCUUCGUCGGAAAAUAAACCCGUCAAUGACAUCGUUGACAAGAAUGAGAUCAAGGCUGACGGUGCGCCCGAGAACGACAUGGGCGGUGCAAACGACGAAGCUCAGAUGGGUUCGACAGCGAAUGGCACCAACCCUACCACUCCAAAGUCGACGGAUGCGGGUGCCAGUAUCGGCCCCGAGGUUUCUGUUGCUCAGGCCACCACUGUUGUGGAAGCUCCCAUCGCCGCUGAACCCAAAAAAUCCAAUGACCGGGCUGCGGACUCUGGUGCUUCAAGCGAUUUUGCAGUUGAAUUUCAACCUCCUUCCAAUGACAAACACCCUUCCAGUAUUGCCAUUGAUCAGAAUAACCAAGCGAAGAUGAACGAUACUGCUACAUACUUCGAAAUGGAAGUGUCUGCCCCUGCUGCCUCCGUUGUUGUCGAUGAGCAGGAUAGCUCUUCGAAGGAAACACCUGCGAUGGUUUCUGGGCAAGCGGUCUCCACGAUCACCCACACAGCGACUCUUACGCCAUCCUUUGCAGUUCAUCCCAACAUUCUUUCCGGGAUCCAAAGCCAAAGCAGCCAGAGAAUCUCAGUUGCUAUGCCAGUGCCUCAUCUGACAUCGCCGCAGAUGACAUCGCCUCUCUUGGCGACACCCCACAUGGCCCAACCCAAUGUCACUUACACGCCCCAAAUGGAUGCGCAUUCCAUAAUUCCCGGUUUUCAGUGUCCACCGGCCGGUAUCGUGCACUCUGUGAGCGUCACUUAUCACAUCAGCUAUCCUGGACAAUCCAACGGACAACCCCCGAAUCCCAGCCAAGAGAAUGUGCAUGCCAUCCAUCGCGUCACAGACCUAAUCGGACAGCAGACAGGUAGAGCAUUCUCACCCAAUGCUCAAGAAUUCCAGCCUCAUUCCCAGCGCGAUCAAUCUCGGAGGGGUUCUGGUAAUAAUCGUAUGCGGAGAGGACUUGGGAGCUCAAUUUUCGCCACUGGAUACAGCAGCGCCAAGCAUGCGGGUAGUUUCACUGGAGCGCCUUCUGAGUGA